UCCGCGGCCGCUCGGUCAUUUUCGCCUCUUUGUUGUCCUGAUAGUGGAUUUAACUCGGAUUCUAACCCGGUACCGGCGGACCGAGCUGCUCCCGACCAGGCUCCGAUGAGAGGCUCUCCAUGAUGAGGAGCUAACACUGUCGGCCGCACAACCGCAGGAAGAGACGUGGCCGCUGCACCACCCACGGCCGACGCAUGGCGGUAUUAGGGAACCCCGACAUGCUGACGAGGAAGAUAAAGCUGUGUCACAUCAACGCCCACAUCACCUGUCGUCUGUGUGAUGGCUACCUGAUCGACGCCACCACCGUCACCGAGUGCUUACACACCUUUUGUAGAAGCUGCCUAGUGAAGUAUCUGGAGGAAAACAACACGUGUCCCACGUGUCGGAUUGUUAUUCAUCAAAGUCAUCCACUGCAGUACAUCGGCCAUGACAGAACAAUGCAAGACAUCGUCUACAAGCUGGUGCCGGGACUUCAAGAGGCGGAGAUCAAGAAGCAGCGGGAGUUCUACCAGAAGUUGGGCAUGGAGGUGCCCGGAGACAUCAAAGGAGAGCUCUGCAGCAUGAAGACUCACCUGGACCAGCGCAACGGCAACGCAAAAUCGCAGGAAACGGCCAAUAAGGAGGAGAAACCAGAGGAGGAAAACGACUAUCACCGUAGCGACGAGCAGGUCAGCAUCUGCCUGGAGUGCAACAGCAACAAGCUCCGGGGUCUGAAGCGCAAGUGGAUCCGCUGCUCGGCUCAGGCCACCGUCCUCCACCUCAAGAAGUUCAUCGCCAAGAAGCUCAACCUGACGUCGUUUAACGAGCUGGACAUUUUAUGCAACGAGGAGAUCUUGGGGAAGGACCACACGUUGAAAUUUGUUGUUGUGACGAGAUGGAGAUUUAAGAAAUCCCCCCUCCUGCUCCACUACAGACCUAAGAUGGAUCUGCUGUAGCGAAAACGCACCCGACGGUGGUUGUUUUCUUGUUUUUUUGGGGUGUUUUUUUUUUGGUAGUUUUUUUGGGGCCCAGUGGCCGCCGGUGACUGUCGGUCGAGAACCUUUUAUUUAUUUAUGCAAAGACGAUCAGCCAAACCAACACCAAGCAAAACGCCCGGCGGGCCAGCAGUCGACAUGAGCCGGCAAACUCUAGAAAAAGAGGGAGGGGCUACAAGAAGAACUGGCAACCUCCAGCACAGACACCGCAACACUACUAUGUGUGUGUGUGUUAUUUUUUAUGGAACUAAAACAACUUCUUUUUUGUGUGCGCCCGCUACGUCCUCGAUAUGUGAACAAAAAAACGAAAAAGACAACAACAAAAAAAGACAACUAAUGGAGAGAAAGCAUAUAUUUAUACUUUUGUACAGAAGAGACACACAUGGAACCAAGACACUACCGGUGCUCCGUUUACAUGUUUACACACAAACAAGAUGUCGGGAAUCACGUGACUUCUUCUUUUCUUUUUUUGGGGGGAGCUUCACACAGAUUUCAUCCUCCUGGGACAAGGAGAGCGGAGGAGGAACGUUUUUUUCUUCUCUUUUAUAUAUAAAUAUAUAUAUAUAAAAAAAGGUGGGUCUUUUUUCUUUUUCCUUCAACAACACUCGGGAACACAGAAAGUAUACGGAAAAAGUUCUAGAACAGGCAUCCAUCUGAAGCUGUUUAUCAAGUGAACCGUCAUCUUUUUAAAAAAAAAUAUUUUACAUUUUUUUGUUGGCUUUGUCUAAUUUGCGAUUCGGGUUCUUUGAUCAUUGUCAAUUGUGAAUAGGCUGAACAUUUUGUGUAGUAAUUUAUGUUCUAUAUACCAAUAUUGUACAUAAAAUGUCAUUACAGAGAGAGAGAGAGAGACUGAAGAGAGUAAGAGAGACUUUAGACUGUUAAAAGAAAAGAGUGGAUCCCAGAAGUACUAUCUAUAUGUUGGGGGGGGGGGGGGUGAUACAUUUAUGAUUUUUACAUUUUUUACAAAGACAAGGCUCGCUAUCGGUAUCAAAAAGUAUAUAGAUGCAUCUUUAUGUGUGUCUGAGAAAAGACACAAAACAAAAUAUAUCACAUCCUCUGCCACACUGUGUCUACGACCUCAGAAGCCCCGCCCCCUUCUCCCGCCCACGCUCCUCAUCUCACCUGCCUUUUUUAAAAUUUGUAUUUUAUUUUAAGGACGCCAUUGUCUGGUCUUUUUUUAAACCUGCAAGACCUGAAAAAGGGAAUAGUUCACACAUCUGGCAGCCCUUAUGAAUAUCCAUCCAGCAGCUGCAGGCGAGCUGACACGCCCACAUGUUUACAGCUUUAUGGGUUGAGCUGCCAGCGAAAGAUGUAGUCCCCCCCCCCCCUCUUUUAUUACACCAUGCAUUUCACCUCCCAAACGCUGCAAUAGAGAUGAUGAUUAUUCUUUUUAUUUUUAUUUUUUAAGUUCCUUCUUCUCACUGCGUCGGAGUCUACGUGUUUUUAAGAGGAUCUCUGAAAGCCGAGCGGAUAUUCAUUUUUGUUUCUGCAAAAUCUGUACAAAAGCGUUUUGCCGUGUUUUUUUCUUUUCUUCCAGUGUUCAACGUCCUCGACACAAAUUUCCGAGUAUUUCUGAGAACUCGCAAAUUCAGGUUUUUUCGCACAGGGAGUUUUUUAUAAUGACAUUUUUGAAUUAAAUGACUACCGUUUGGUCAUUUGGUGCUUAUGAAAUGUGUGUUUCUAAAUCUCGAGGAGGACAACGCGCUGUGACAACAACAACAAUAACAACAUGACUCUUGACUGUCUUUAAACUGGAUCCCUGACCGUCAGACCUCAAGUAUUACCUCACGGACCCCCGUCACGCCCCCUGUGCAUUGUCUCAUGUGUGUUCAGGGUUCCUACGCAUCAACAAGCAACAAAUACACAUUAUGAUAUACACAUUAUAAUAUACACACUUUCUUUUAAAUUUGGAAAAAAACUUCUUUAAAAAAAAGACACAUUAUUACGAGAAUUGUGGGAUUUUUUAUUCAUUUUUAAUCGUGAGCUUCGGAACAAAGUGUCGUCGGUGGUGUUGCAUUGUGGGAGUUGUGGAUGUGUAGGAGCCCGGCCUCAUCGGGUGUGUGUGCACCGAACCAGCUCAACCAUAACUCAACCAUAACCUGUCACCCGUAUUCCAGAAACCUCCUGUAGGGGGCUCCGUGUGUGUGUGUGUGUGUGUGUGUGUGUGUGUGUGUGUGUGUGUGUGUGUGUGUGUGUGUGUGUGUGUGUGUGUGUGUGUGUGUGUGUGUGUGUGUGUGUGUGUGUGUGUGUGUGUGUGGCGAUGAUGACACACCUGCUCACUGAUCAAAGUGAAAAUAUCAUUGGAAAAAAUAUAAUGUGCAGCUCAAACAUUCUGCAUUUUGAGUCUUGUGUUUUUUCCUCUUCUCAUCAGAAAUUAACAAAGAAGUUCACACAUUCUCUUAAAGGUACAGUGCAAAAAAAAACCUCUCUGUCCCUUUAAGAGGAAGGAAACACAAGUUUAAAACAAAACCAAAAGCAACGAGCCUCAUCAGCCGUCGGUUCAUGGGAGAGUAUUGUGUUGGAACUUGUUGAAAAUAAUAACAAUAAUAAUGUCAAAUUG
Pseudoliparis swirei is the source of this 3534-nucleotide messenger RNA. Its product is annotated as polycomb group RING finger protein 3. NCBI's taxonomy places the organism in Eukaryota, Metazoa, Chordata, Actinopteri, Perciformes, Liparidae. The transcript is spliced from 10 exons. The coding region runs from base 195 to 935 and encodes 246 amino acids. The record is from RefSeq and is a predicted model, not a curated record. Gene Ontology annotation, cellular component: PRC1 complex. Gene Ontology annotation, biological process: regulation of transcription by RNA polymerase II.